ACUCCAGCUGAAGUCAGAAGCUUGCCAGUUUGCGCUGCGGUCUGACAAACCUUUAGCAUCCUUUGACAGAAUUCGAAUCGAGAACCUAAACAUGUCCAGCCGAGAAAAUGAGGACCUCAAUGAAGAGGACAUUGAUGAGGAUGAACUCCUUGCUAUGCUUUCGCCCGAGGAGCUUAAGGAGCUCCAGAGUGAAAUGGAUAUCAUGAUUGCUCCAGAUGAUAGUGUUCCAGUUGGGCAAAGGCAGAAGGACCAGACAGAAAAGCCUCCGACUGGAACCUUUGACCACAGAUCCUUGGUGGGAUACCUCUACUGGGAGAAAGAAUCCAAGCGCAUGCUUGAGGAAGAAAGAGUGCCCGCUACUCUGCUACCCAGUGAGAGAACAUUAAGGGAAGAGACUGAAGAAAAUGCAAAAGUCCACACUGUGGAAGAUGGGCAUGAUGAUGAAGCACAGGAAGUGAUUGAGCAAAUACUUGAGAACAAGCACAAACAUGGCACCAGAGAAGGGGAAAUAAUUGAAGAAGUGACUGAAGCGAUUGUUGACGAGGUAAAAGAGAGCAAAAAAACAGACGAGGAGAUCCGUGAGAAAGAUAAAGAUCUUAAUCCAAAUACUGAAACAGCAUCUGAUACCACAGAAAUGGAAAAUGCAGAGCGCCAAGACAGAACUCCAGGAGUAAAAGAAGAAAGUAAAAUUAUAGACACAUUUCCUCCUUCAGACUUACCUGAUGAUAGGAAGAAAAGUGAGCCCGAUGACAAGCUCCAGCAGAAAGAGGAGAAAAAAAUUAAUAAAUUAAAAAUCCCUAAAUUGGCACUCAAUAACAUCAAAAUGACAUCACGACCUUCAGGAAAUGAGACAAACUUGGAAUCGACACUUGACAAGAUCCGCAACAACAACUCUUCUGUCACCGAGGUAAACCUCAACAACAUAGAGAACAUUCCCAAAGAGAUGCUCCUGGACUACGUCAAUGCCUUGAAGAAGAACAAGCACGUGAAAACAUUUAGCAUCGCUAACACGGGUGUGGAUGAAAACAUCGCCUUCAACCUGGCCAACAUGUUGCGCGAGAAUCGCAGCAUCACAACGCUGAACAUCGAGUCCAACUUCAUUACGGGAAAAGGAAUUGUCGCCAUCAUUCGUUGCCUACAAUUCAAUGAGACCCUCACUGAACUGCGAUUUCACAACCAAAGACACAUGCUGGGUCACCACGCCGAGAUGGAGAUCUCGCGCCUGCUCAAGGCCAACAACACCCUCCUGAAGAUGGGAUACCAUUUUGAACAGCCCGGGCCAAGGAUGGUGGUGACCAAUCUGUUAACCAGGAAUCUGGACCGCCAGAGGCAACUGAGAAAGGAAGAGCAAAAGCAGCAGCAGCUGAAGGAGCAGAGGGAGGUGAUGCAGAUGUACGAAAGCAGUCUCAACCUGCCUCCGGGUUUACUUGAAAUGCUGGGGUACAUACCGCCCCUGGAACUCCUGCAGAAACAUGGGCUUGUCACACCCCCAAAAGAACUGAACAAGAAACCCCCAAAAGAAGAACAAGUAGAAACUGAAGAACCAGCAGAGGCCCCGAGGCAGGUCAAACACAACAAAAUUCCCAGACAACCCGGUGCUGAGCCUCAAAACCCGUUGAAGGACGUUCGGCUGAAGAAAACGCCGAAGAAACGUGACCCGUUUUUGGAGUUGGACCGAAGGGAUGCCAGUCGAAAAGAGAGAGCAGGUUUCCAACUGAGGAAGACUCCCAAAGUCAAGGAGUCCGUCACCCAGGGCACAGCGGACGAAAGACCAAACCUGAAGGAUGUGAUAAAGACUUUGAAGCCGGUCCCUCGCAGGCGAGUGCCACCCAAGGUUGAUCCCACACCUCGAGAUGAGCUCCUAAAUGAGAUCAAGAAGAGUAACGUGGCCUAUCUUAAAUCUGUGAGUAUUACUGCUGUGAUAAAAAUACAUCAGACAUUUCACAAGGGUUAGAAUCAAUUAGUGUAGAUUAAGUUAGGACUGAGCGGUGGCGCGAAUGCUCCUACAGCUUCAUCAACAUACUGAGAGUCUAUCUCAGGUGAGAAGAGUCUGGAAAUAUAUCCUUGGACUAAGAUCAGGUUUUGUCGAAUCCAACAUAUUACAUUCAAGCAAUGUGUUUGAUAGAAUCUUCCACAGUGGGGCCAAAGUCAGAGAGGCAAUAAAACUAGCUAAAGAAACGUUUUAGCCGUGGCGCAAGCGACACCCGACAGAUGCCAUCUUUGAAUGUACACACCCAAUAUCGUAUGCUGUUUGGGGUCGGAGGGAAGUGGAGUGAAUCCCGGCCGUCAUAAGACACCUUGACUGAAUGCCAUGUAAACUUUAGAAACAAACUGAACUGACUUUCCUUGCAGGUGCCGCUCCCCAAAGCCCUGGAAUCAAGUGAAACGAGUCUCAUCUGAGGCAGUGACUCAAUCUUGUGUCUGACACGUACUGUAUUUUGGAAAUGAACUGUACAGUGAGCAAGAACCACGUUAACACUCACACAC
Molecule: messenger RNA, 2487 nt
Organism: Syngnathoides biaculeatus (alligator pipefish)
Lineage: Eukaryota; Metazoa; Chordata; Actinopteri; Syngnathiformes; Syngnathidae
Gene: lmod3
Product: leiomodin 3 (fetal)
Exons: 2
Coding region: 92-1954 (620 amino acids)
Biological process (GO): myofibril assembly; muscle contraction; pointed-end actin filament capping
Cellular component (GO): myofibril; striated muscle thin filament
Molecular function (GO): tropomyosin binding
Source: RefSeq, a predicted model, not a curated record